AUGGGAGAUAUUAGCGGCUUGGACAACCUAGCUCCAGCUACGACAGCAGCCACACCGUUCAGCCCUACUUUCGGAGCAUCUGCAGCUGGGUCCUUCACCACCGAGCCAAGGACGGGUGAUCCGUAUCGAUACCAGACUGGCUUUGGCAAUCGGUUUGCUACAGAAGCUGUACCUGGCGCUUUACCAUCAGGUGGUCAGAACGUACCACAGAAAUGCCGGUACGAUUUGUACUCUGAGCAGCUCAAUGGCACCUCUUUCAUUUCUUCUCGGCAAUCGUUACAGCAUGUCUGGAUGUACCGGGUUCGACCCUCAGUCGCUCAUCGACCACUCGAGCGCAUGGCACUGUCACCAGACCUCGAAGCAUGCUUCGCCCCGCAAAAUCCAAACGUUCAUUAUACUCCUCUCACGUAUACUUGGGGACCACUAGACAUCCCAGAAGCCUCCCAGAGUAUCAACUUCUACCAAGGAAUCAAGACUAUGGGUGGCCGCGGUGACCCCACCAUCAGGGAAGGUGUCGCGGUUCACAUGUAUGCUGCCAAUACAUCUAUGGGUAACGAGGCUUUUUGCAACAACGACGGUGAUAUGUUGAUCAUUCCACAAGUUGGCCGGCUAGACGUCCAAACAGAACUAGGCCGGGUAAUGGUACGGCCUGGAGAGAUCUUUGUCAUGCAAGCUGGCAUCCGCUUCCGAGUUUUGUUGCCCGAUGGAGCAGUGCAUGGUUAUAUCCAGGAGAUAUUCGGUAGCCACUACGAGCUUCCGGAAAUGGGACCCGUUGGAACGAAUGGUCUGGCGCAUCCUAGAGACUUCGAGAUGCCAGUCGCCAGUUUUGAUAUUGACGAAUCGAAGUGGACUAUAGUUCACAAGCUUACCGGAGAGCUCUACUGCUAUGACCAAGCAUGGACACCAUUUGAUGUGGUGGCGUGGCAUGGAAACUAUGUUCCGUACAAGUACCUGCUCGAGAAGUUCGUUGCUCUGUCGUCAUCGAUGAAAGAGCAACUUGACCCCACCAUCUACACAGUCCUGAUGGCGAAGUCGAAAUGGGACGGAGUAUCACUCACCGAAUUCGCUGUUUUCACUCCCAAGUGGGCCACAGCAACAAACACAUUCAGACCACCUUACUAUCAUCGUAACAUGGCCACCGAAAUUGGUGGACUCAUUUGCGGAAAAUACGGCGGUAGCGCUCGAGAACAAGAAGCAGGCGGACUCACUCUGGAGCAUAGCUACAUGCCACAUGGGGAGUCGUAUGAGGCGUGGGUGAAGGCCACCACCACGCCUUUGGAGCCCAUGCUAGUGGGGGUUGGCAGCAUUGGUUUUAUGCUACACCUCAGCUCUCAUUUUUCCGUGACAAAGUUCGCCAUGGAAAGGCACAACACGAUCAAGAUCCAACGGCCGGAGUUCUGGGACAACAUGAAGGGCCACUUUUUGGAAAAUCUUGCCGAAGUGAACAAAGCGCUCGCGGAGAGCGGUCUACCUGCUCUUGGGACUCGGCCAGCGUAG
This is a messenger RNA of Mytilinidion resinicola, 1497 nucleotides long. RefSeq names its product putative homogentisate 1,2-dioxygenase. Gene Ontology annotation, molecular function: homogentisate 1,2-dioxygenase activity. The transcript is spliced from 4 exons. NCBI's taxonomy places the organism in Eukaryota, Fungi, Ascomycota, Dothideomycetes, Mytilinidiales, Mytilinidiaceae. The record is from RefSeq and is a predicted model, not a curated record. Gene Ontology annotation, biological process: L-phenylalanine catabolic process. The coding region runs from base 1 to 1497 and encodes 498 amino acids. Gene Ontology annotation, cellular component: cytoplasm.